Molecule: messenger RNA, 2609 nt
Organism: Ipomoea triloba (trilobed morning glory)
Lineage: Eukaryota; Viridiplantae; Streptophyta; Magnoliopsida; Solanales; Convolvulaceae
Product: putative late blight resistance protein homolog R1B-14
Exons: 2
Coding region: 1-2562 (853 amino acids)
Biological process (GO): defense response to other organism
Molecular function (GO): ADP binding
Source: RefSeq, a predicted model, not a curated record
AUGUUGGACACUGAGAUCCAAGAUGUAGCUACUAAAGCGGAAGGUCAAAUAGGAUCUAAACUAAGGCUACUUUAUUUGGCAGCUAAUGCUAAUUCUAAUGCUAAAGGAGGAGAUGAGUGUUUAGUUGAGGAGGCUUGUCAACAGCUUUAUCAGACAAUGCAACAAGUACUCAAAGAUAUUAAGGCAGUUGAAGUAAGGAUCCUGAUGCUAAAACCAAACUUACUAAGUUCAUCAACAAAUGAUUUCCAGGGAGACAACAUCAUGGUUGGUGUUUACUCCCCAAGCCCAAGUGAUUUAAUCCCUGAGGAUACACCCAUAAUUGGACUUGAUCCGGAAGCAUGGGAAGUAGUGAAGAUGCUCAUAUAUAAGGGGUCACCAUUGAAACGAGAAGUUAUAGCAAUGUGUGGGCUGGGAGGCAUUGGGAAGACCACAUUAGCCAAAAUGGUUUAUGAACAUCGUGAAGUUAGGCAUUACUUUCACAUUCGAGCAUGGACUGUUGUGUCUCGAGAACAUAAUGUAAAAGAGAUGCUCAUUCACCUUUUGGAUUGUAUUUUGCCAGUCACUACUGAAAUCUCCAACAAAGAUGAGGUUGAGCUAGCAGAGCAAUUACGCAAAAGUUUGGUGGGUAAGAGGUAUUUAAUUGUCUUAGAUGAUAUGUGGACUGUUAAAGCAUGGGAUGUCAUUCAAUUAUGUUUUCCAAAUAAUUUCAAUGGAAGUCGGAUUCUAAUAACUACUCGAUUAAGAGAGGUGUGUACAUACUUAUCUGAACAAAUUUUUGACGUGAGGUCCCUUUCAACCGAGGAAUGUUGGCAAAUAAUUAAAAGAAAGGCGUUUGGGAAUAGAGGUUAUACAUCCGUUUCCUAUGAGUCAUAUGGAAGAAGUUUUAGUAGACAAUGCAAGGGAAUACCCCUGGCAGCUGUUUUGAUUGCUGGACUUCUAGCUACGACUAACAAUUCGUUAGAAAUAUGGGGAAAUAUUUCUGAAACUUUGCACCGUAAAAAGGUAAUAAAUUAUAAAGACGUCGGUUUGGAAGCGAUUACAUCUGUGUGUUACGAUUUCUUGCCAAAUCAUCUAAAAGCUUGCUUUCUUUAUUUUGGAAUUUUCCCUGAAGAUAGCAGUAUUCCUUUUACGAAACUAAUCAACUUGUUGGUUGCUGAGGGAUUUCUAAAGCCAGAAAGAAAUAGGAGUUUGGAAGAAGUGGCAAAAAGUUACUUGUAUGAUCUCAUUAAUAGAAAUCUAGUUCAAAUUAACAAGCGAAGUGUUGAUGGCAAGAUUAAGAGAUGUAUAAUUCAUGAUAAAGUUCAUGAGAUGUGUCUGAGAGAAGCUAAAAAGAAGAACAUUAUGUCUCUUCUCAAUGAAAAACAUGCUCUAGAAGUUUGUCGUUGGAUAAGUUGUCAAUCAAGUUAUUGGCCAAUCACUCAAGCAAGUUUUGAGAAUCACACUUUCGAUGGAAUCCGUUCUAUUCUAUACUUCGGAAGAUAUUUCUACCUUUCAAGAUGUCGGUUGGUGUACCCAUUUUUGAAACUGCUAAGAGUAUUGGAUUUAUCUUUACUUAAAUACUCUCACGGCAUGCCUAGUGGAAUAGCGGAUUUAAUUCAUUUGAGAUACUUGGCUUUAAGCACCAUAGGUUCUGUUUAUAAGUUUAGAUUCUCUAAGCUUCAAAAUUUGCAAACUCUCAUUGUUUCUUCAUGGAUGGGAGGAUGUUAUUUGCAACUGCCAAGUAAUAUUUUGGAUUUGUUACAGUUGAGGCACUUGCAUCUUGAAAAAAGAUAUUCACAGUGUUUCCCAAGCUUGAUUCAAGAAAAUUUGCAAACUCUUUAUUGGUUGAAAGUUGCUAGCUCAGAUCAAAAUAAAAAUUUUAAAAUGUUUCCACAAUUGAAGGAACUAGGGAUUUACAUUGAAGGUGAGUUGGUGCAUGGUUGUCUUGAGAGCUUUGUUCAUUUACAUCUACUUGAGAAAUUGAAGGUUGAAAUAAGAUGGGUGGAACGCUUUUAUCUUCCUACUUCCUUUCCUCCAAAUCUUAAACAGUUGACACUUCGCUAUACUUAUGUGCCAUGGAAGGAGAUACACAUUGUUAGUAAGUUGCCCAACUUGGAGACUCUCAAACUAAAGGAUUUUGCAUUUUGCGGCUCAAAGUGGGAACAAACAGAGAUGAGAUUUAAAAUAUUAAAGGUGCUUCUCAUUUCAUGUUUAGAUUUCACACAUUGGAAUGCAAGUGCUAAUCAUUUUCCUAUUUUGGAGAAAUUAGUCCUGAAAUAUUGUUGGGAAUUAAAACAAGUUCCAAUUGAUUUUGCCAACAUCAAAACAUUGAAAUCAAUUGUGCUAGAGAGUUGUUAUUCUUCUCUUGUGAAUUCUGCACAUGACAUUGAAAGGAGGAAAUGGACAAAUCGACGUGCAUUUUUUGUUGUUAAUGAUCUUGGAACUAAGGUUGAAUUGCCAAAUAAUGACUGCUCUGAAGAAAACAGUGUUGAAUUCCCAAAUAAUGAAGGCACCGAGGGAGGAAGUGUUCAAUUGCCAGAGAAGAAAGUACUGAAAUCUCUAUCUGAAGAAGGAAAGUUUUAAGCUCUAAGAAGAAAUUGGUAAAAGCUCUAAAGAAGAAGAAAACAUUG